AUGGAGAACUCUGAAGGUGUCCUCGUUGACCUUUACAUUCCCCGCAAGUGCUCUGCCACCAACCGCCUCAUCACUGCCAAGGACCACGCCUCUGUCCAAAUCAACGUUGCCGAUGUCAACGCUGAAGGUCGCAGCACUGGCAGCUUCGGUACCUAUGCUCUUUGCGGUUUCGUUCGUCGCAACGCUGAAGCUGAUGACAGCAUCAACCGUUUGGCCACUGAGGACGGCUACCUCAAGAACGUUUUCUCCUACCAGCACUAG
Messenger RNA from Lichtheimia ornata, 261 nucleotides. RefSeq lists its product as uncharacterized. Lineage: Eukaryota; Fungi; Mucoromycota; Mucoromycetes; Mucorales; Lichtheimiaceae. Gene Ontology annotation, molecular function: structural constituent of ribosome. Gene Ontology annotation, biological process: endonucleolytic cleavage to generate mature 3'-end of SSU-rRNA from (SSU-rRNA, 5.8S rRNA, LSU-rRNA); endonucleolytic cleavage in ITS1 to separate SSU-rRNA from 5.8S rRNA and LSU-rRNA from tricistronic rRNA transcript (SSU-rRNA, 5.8S rRNA, LSU-rRNA); translation. Gene Ontology annotation, cellular component: cytosolic small ribosomal subunit; ribosome. The transcript is spliced from 3 exons. Bases 1 to 261 code for a protein of 86 amino acids. The record is from RefSeq and is a predicted model, not a curated record.